AUGUCUAUGUGUCUACCAUCUUUUGAUUCAGGAAAAGGAUCGGUUCUGAGUUUCCAAACUAGCAAGUUGCCAAGAGCAAAAUCAGCAAAAUUGUUAUUUAAUUAUAGGUACCCUUCAUUUUACUUUGUCAACAUUUAUAAAGUUUUUAUUAACGAUAGGGAGGUUCCGGUGAGCCCCUCGUGGUGGAAUUUCAAAGGACCUAUGAUGAACGGUGGAAUGUUCGUGGAUACAGGGACAAGUUAUACAACUUUUCCUCAUGAUUUCUAUACUGUAUUCCGUUACAUAUUCCGAGCAGAAGUGCAAGAUAUUCCCAUGGCUGAAAUUCCUGUCCAACCUUUCGACACUUGCUAUAAGGAAGAUCCAAAUGGUCGUGAUUUAUACUUUCCUGUUGUGAAGUUGUACUUUGGGAGCGUAAACUCGAGUACAAUGUUGCUUCUGGCACAAGAACGAGUUGUUGUGCACUAUCGCGGGCUUUACUGCUUGGCUUUCGUUGGAUGGAAUAGUGAGAGAUCAGUAUUAGGCAUGACUCAACUCCAAGGUGUAGGAUUAACUUUUGAUACUAUAUCAAGUACUUUGUCAUUUGACAUUGAUGCAUGUGAUUGA
Molecule: messenger RNA, 603 nt
Organism: Solanum tuberosum (potato)
Lineage: Eukaryota; Viridiplantae; Streptophyta; Magnoliopsida; Solanales; Solanaceae
Product: aspartic proteinase nepenthesin-1-like
Exons: 1
Coding region: 1-603 (200 amino acids)
Biological process (GO): proteolysis
Molecular function (GO): aspartic-type endopeptidase activity
Source: RefSeq, a predicted model, not a curated record